Molecule: messenger RNA, 1518 nt
Organism: Colletotrichum destructivum
Lineage: Eukaryota; Fungi; Ascomycota; Sordariomycetes; Glomerellales; Glomerellaceae
Product: Putative acyltransferase 3 domain-containing protein
Exons: 1
Coding region: 1-1518 (505 amino acids)
Biological process (GO): polysaccharide biosynthetic process
Cellular component (GO): membrane
Molecular function (GO): acyltransferase activity, transferring groups other than amino-acyl groups
Source: RefSeq, a predicted model, not a curated record
AUGCCCUCCAGAAACGAGGGCAUUCUCGACAGCCAAGAUUGGGACGAAGUCAAACCAACCUGGUGCGACAAGUCCAGAUGGCUGACCGAAGACGGCGACUGGAAGCCGGCCACCCUUCUACGGAGCAGACGGCCCUCGCGUCUGAACCUCGCCCGCCUCGGGUCCUUCUUCUGGCCCAUCAAAGACACCAAACAACCGGAGGCUCUGCGGCCAACGGCCUACCUCGACGGCCUCCGAGGGUUCGCCGCGUUCCUGGUCUACUGGCACCACAAUCAGCUCUGGGCCCACGAGCCGCACGUGCAGAACCGCAUCUUUGAGAACGCCUUUGGCUACGAGGACAAGCACCACCUCGCCGCCUUUCCCGGGAUACGGCACCUCUUCACCGGCGGUCAUUUCGCCGUGUCUGUGUUCUUCGUCAUAUCCGGCUACGUGCUGUCCGCCAAACCGCUGGGCCUGAUUCAAUCGGGGGACCAUGCCAAACUGGCAGAGAACAUCGGCUCGGCCUUGUUCAGGCGCUGGCUCAGACUAUACCUUCCCUUGAUGGCGACCACCUUCGUCUUCAUGACCUUUCUCCAUCUCUUCGACAUGUGGGUCGACAACAUCGACCGCUCGUCGACCUGGCGAGAAGACGUAUGGCUCUGGUACUGCGAGCUGAAGAACUUCAGCUUCGUCUUCACCACCGGCGGCAGUCCUUUCUUCAGCUGGAACCCUCAUCUUUGGUCGAUCCCCGUGGAGAUGAAAGGGUCGGUCAUCAUCUACACGGCGCUCCUCUCGUUCUCGCGAUGCACUAGAAACGCCAGGCUCUGGUGCGAGGCCGGGCUGGCAUUCUACUUCAUGUACGUUGCCGACGGAUGGUACGGCGCCAUGUUCGUCAUGGGCAUGAUUCUCUGCGACCUAGACCUGCUGGCGAAGAAGAAUGAUCUGCCGAACAUCUUCAAGAAGCUGGAACCGGCCAAGACCUUCUUCUUCUACCACCUCUUCGUCUUUUCCAUGUACCUGGGCGGCGUCCCAUCGUACACGGGCGACGUCUCGAAGAUGCGCGAAAACCGCGGAUGGUACUACUUGUCCCUGCUCAAGCCGCAGGCCGUCUUCGACUACAAGUGGUUCUACCUCUUCUGGGCCGCCGUCCUGCUCGUCGCCUCGGUUCCUCGCAUCUGGUGGCUGAAGAGGUUCUUCGAGACGCGCUUUUGCCAGUAUCUCGGGCGGAUCUCGUUCGCCCUCUAUCUGGUCCACGGGCCCGUCCUGGGGACGCUGGGUGACCGCCUCUACACGGCCGCGGGGUAUUACAAGGACUCGGAGAAGGAACACCUCGCCCACCUGGUCGACAAGUUCGUGUUGCCAAAGAUCGGCCCUCUCGGGCUGGAGCCGGCCUUCCUGCUCCCGCAUCUCAUUAUCUUGCCCACGACUCUCUGGCUGGCCGAGGUUGUGACGAGGUUCAUUGACGAGCCUAGCGUUAGGGUAGCGCAAUGGCUCUACAGGAAGACGCUUAACGCUCCGGCUGUGGCGGUAAAAGGCUAA